Molecule: messenger RNA, 3723 nt
Organism: Menidia menidia (Atlantic silverside)
Lineage: Eukaryota; Metazoa; Chordata; Actinopteri; Atheriniformes; Atherinopsidae
Source: the annotation of a GenBank genome assembly
AUGAACAAACCAAAAAUGGCCACAGAGAAAGGUGUUCCCAGUAACUCCAGGGUAACAAUGCUCCUGGGCCAACUGGAGAGGAUGAAUGGAGAGGCGAUGGGGAGAGAUGUGGAGAUGGCGAGACAGCUCACCACAAAGAUUCUCCAUCUCAUACAGACACAGGAAAAGAGUGGAAAAGAGGUCAUGUCGAAAGGUUCCACUGGAAUGGAAGUCAUCUUGGCUUCAUUGGAGAGCUCCAGAGAUGUCCAGACCUCCCUGAACAUUCUGUGUAUCCUUACUGAGCUGCUGACUGUGGGCAGAGGUCGCAGGGUCGGAGUGUUUGUGUCCAAAGGAGGAACAGGAAUAUUAUUCCAGGUUCUGAUAAUUUCCAGCAAAGAGUUGCCUCCCAGCGAAGAACUCAUGCUGCAACUUCACUCCUUGCUGGCCAAGGUUGGACCAAAGGACAGAAAGUUUGGAGUGAAGGCACGUUUGAGUGGAGCUCUGAACAUCACUACCAACAUUAUCAAACAGAAUCUACAGAAUACCAAACUGCUCCUGCCCUGUCUACAGGUUCUCAGGGUGUACUGCACAAACUCGGUGAAUGCCAUUUCAUUGGGCAAGAAUGGAGCUGUGGAACUAAUGUUCAAGAUUGUUGCACCAUACAGCAAGAAGAACACCAGCCUGUUAAAGGUAGCUCUGGACGCACUGGGAGCUCUGCUCAAAUCCAAAACUAAUGCUCGCCGUGCAGUGGAUGGUGGCCACAUCCCAGUCCUGCUUACUCUGUAUAUGGAUUGGCAUCGCAAUGACACGCGGCAUCGCCAUAUGUUGAUUCGUAAAGGACUACUGGUCUGCCUCAGGAACAUUACCAACAUCAAACUGGGUAGGAAGGCUUUCAUAGAGGCCGACGGGAUGAGGAUUCUCUACAACUCAUCCACUGAAUGCCUCCCGGUGCGGACUCUGGAUCCUCUGAUCAACACUUCAAGUCUCAUCAUGAGGAAGUGUUUUCCUAAGAACCGCUUGCCUUUGCCUACCAUCAAGUCGGCCUUCCACUUCCAGCUGCCUCACGUCCCUGCGGGAGGGCCUGUGGAGCAGCUGUACAGCCAGCCUCCUGGGGUGGAUGAUGUGGCCGAUGAAAGCGACGAUAAUGAGGAGGCAGACACAGAUACUGAGAAUGAUGAAGAUGACAAGGAUUGUUGCGCUCUGAAUGAUGACAUAGAAACGGACCUUGACAAACUGCAUCCCAAGAGGAUCAUUAACCGUCCAUUUGAGGAGUUGAGGUUCUAUGAGAGAUUCUUCUCUGAGUUAUCUGAAGACUUCCAGGGCUAUAACUUUGACUGCUCAAAGAGUACUUCUACUACAUCUUCAUCAACAUCCCUCCAAUCCACUGCAUCAAGUCGGUCCACUCGGCCAAUUGUUGUGCCCACAGCUGCAGCCCCGGCCCCAAAGCACGCCCCCAUACCUAACUCACACGAGGAUUACAGCUCCGUGAAAGGACACGCUCAGUCGUCUCCCUCUGAUCCCACAUCUACUCACGGUGCUCCGCUUGAGCUGGAUGCUAUCCACCUCAGCAAGGACAAAGACAAAAAAGAGGACCCCAACAUUCCUACUCCAGAUGGACAUCUCCACCUGUCUUCCUUCAGCAGGUCCCCGUCUGAAGGUGACGUGAUUGAAAAGGAGCUGACGCAUCCAUUUGAGAGUGUCUCUCUAGAUGAUGAGGGAGUUCUGAACUCAGAAGAGGGAUCGGAGGGAGUCAAGCAUGGAGGCUCUCCACUCAAUACUAUGAGGCACAUACACUCACCGUUACUCCUCGGGGGCAUCCCUACACGUCGCGUAGGAGGAGGAGGAGGAGGCAGUAACUGGGGCUCAGAUUGUGGCUCAGAGGGUGCUGAUGAUGAAGGAGGGGAGGGCGCAGUUCUGGAGGUGCCAGACACAGCUCUCCUCCUCCCCCUGCACGACCCAGACCUCUACGUGGAAAUGGUGAAGGGCACGCGUUCUGUCCCACAGUACGCUGAGGUGGCCUACCCAGACUACUUUGGUCACGUAGCACCAACAUUUAGCGAACCUCUUCUGGAGAGGCUUUAUGGGGUACAGAGGUCCAAGAUAUUCCAGGACAUUGAGAGGUUAAUUCACCCAAACGAUAUUGUUGAUAAAAAAGUUUACGAUCUGGACAUUCCCAGUUGUCCUGUGACUGAAGACAAUGGUGAAUUCCUGAAGUUCAACUCUCAGUUUGAGUCAGGCAACCUCAGGAAGGCAGUUCAAGUUAGGAAGAAUGAAUAUGACCUGGUGCUGAAUGCAGAUAUCAACAGUAAUCAUUACCAUCAGUGGUUUUACUUUGAAGUGAGUGGCAUGCGUGUUGGAACUACGUAUCGCUUCAACAUCAUCAACUGUGAGAAGUCAAACAGCCAGUUCAACUACGGCAUGCAGGUUUUGAUGUACUCUGUGCAGGAGGCCAUAAACGGAAGGCCUCGUUGGGUCAGGACAGGAACCGACAUCUGUUACUAUAAGAAUCAUUUUGCGAGGAGUUCCAUUGCAGCUGGUGGGCAGAAAGGAAAGUCCUAUUAUACGAUGACCUUCAGCACAAGCUUCAGUCACAAGGAUGAUGUCUGCUACUUCGCCUAUCAUUACCCUUAUACAUACUCUACUCUGAAGAUGCACCUCUCCAAACUGGAGGAUCUGCGGACACCUCAGAUCUACCUGAGACAAGACAUACUAUGUGAAACCCUCAUGGGGAACGGCUGCCCUCUUCUCACAAUCACUGCCAUGCCUGAGUCCAACUCCAAUGAUCACAUCUGUCAGUUUCGGAAUCGUCCAUUGAUCUUCUUGUCUGCCAGAGUGCACCCUGGAGAGACCAAUGCCAGCUGGGUAAUGAAGGGCACACUGGAGUUCCUGAUGGGCACCAGCCCCCUCGCAGUCAGCCUGAGAGAAGCCUACAUCUUCAAGAUAGUCCCAAUGCUCAACCCUGAUGGGGUUAUUAAUGGCAACCAUCGUUGUUCUCUGAGUGGAGAGGAUUUGAAUCGCCAGUGGCUGACCCCCAAUCCUGAGCUGCACCCCACCAUCUACCAUACUAAGAGCCUGCUGCAGUAUCUUGCUUACAUACAAAAGGCACCACUGGUUUUCUGUGAUUAUCACGGCCAUUCCAGAAAAAAGAACGUGUUCAUGUAUGGCUGUAGUGUGAAGGAGACUGUAUGGCAGACCAACAUUAGUGCAACUUCAAGUGACUUACAGGAGGACCUCGGAUACCGGACACUUCCUAAGAUCCUGUCCCAGAUCGCCCCAGCCUUCAGCAUGGGUAGUUGUAGUUUUGUUGUGGAGCGCUCCAAAGAGUCAACUGCCCGUGUGGUUGUAUGGAGGGAGAUUGGAGUCAAACGCAGCUACACGAUGGAGAGCACUCUGUGUGGCUGUGACCAAGGCAAAUAUAAGGGUCUUCAGAUUGGCACCAGAGAGCUGGAAGAGAUGGGUGCUCAGUUCUGUAUGUCCCUGCUGAGGCUAAAGAGGUUGACAGGACUCCGCAAUCACCAUCAUUUGCUGGACUUGGAGACUGAUGUCAUUGGGACGCACGUGAAAACAGUCAGCAGCUGCUCGACUACCUAUGUGCUGGAUGAGGAUGAGCCAUCCUUUCUGGAGGCGAUAGACUACAGCGCAGAAAGCAACGAUGAGGACGGGGAGCCUGAAAGCGAGCUGGUUGGAGAAGUGAACGAGAGUCUGGAUCAGCUUUCAGACUCGGAGACUAAUCACAGGGACUAG